Stylonychia lemnae is the source of this 1161-nucleotide messenger RNA. Lineage: Eukaryota; Ciliophora; Spirotrichea; Sporadotrichida; Oxytrichidae. The record is from the annotation of a GenBank genome assembly.
AUGGAUUCAGAAUACACAUAUCAGCCGUAGUAUAUUUGGAAGACCACAGCCAAUGAUGGACUUCUUCCCAUAACAAAUUUUACUGAGGAAAUAAAUGAAAGUGAGAUGCGUAAGAGAGGAAAGAAUAAAGAUUAGGGAAAAGAAUUAGGAGUCAUUACUGAGUUAAAAGAUGAAUAGGAAUAGUAAAAAUAAAGAUAGAAAGGAUUUUCGAAUGGGUUUUACGUUUAUGUUGCAAAUAAAGGUGUAUAUGGUCUUAUAAAAUCAAAGAAAAGUGAUACUCAGUAUGUGUUAAAAGUGAAGAACGCAUUAUCAAAUGAAUUUGAUGAUUUGGAGGUUGAUACAACUGUAGAUGAUGUUAAAACAGACAUAGAACUUUGUAUCAGGGUAGUCAUAAGUGAAGACAAAAGAUUUUCACUCAUUGUUAAAAAGCAAACAAAUGACAAAAUGAAGGCCAUUGCAGAAGAACUUGCAGAGUUAUUGAAUAUUAAGAAGUAUUCACUAACUUUUUUCUACAGGGGAGAGAAGAUUAGCUUCAAUGAAAGGUUUGGAGAUAGGAAUAUAGGAACACCUUCGAAAGCUCAGAAUAAUAGUAUUUCGAACUCCGUAAGUGGAGAAAGUGCAAGUGACAAUUUCAUUUUAUGCUUAAAAGGUGGAAAUGAGGGCCCUAAGUAUUGGAAGAGAUUCAUGACUGUUGAUGAUCCAUGUCGUUAAUUGAGUUAUAUUGCAGAUGAUGAGGCAUUCGAUGCUAUAUCUUUUGUCCCCAAAAAAGAUAUUUCUUUCACCGGAUUUAGUGUUUAUCCCGUGGCUAAUACUGACAUUGACUUCAAAUGCAUUUAUAAAUACAAAAUAGGCAGUGAGUCUUCUUAAGAAGCAAUAGCAGAGUUCACACAAGCAGAUGUCGAUAAAAAGCAUGUGGAUAUAAUCUUUGAUUAGGAAAUCCCAGUUCAAGCAAAUAAACCAAUCACAAUUAUGGUGAGAUUUACUGCUGGAGAGGAAUUUUUCUGCAGUACAUUACUGGGCUAUUAGGGAGAAAACUAUAUGAAUAUUCCAGAAAAUGAGGAUAAGGAAUUGUUUGAAAUCAGGGAAACCUCAGAUUGCACAAAGGGAGAAACUGAUCUAAGGUUUGGGUAAAUACCACGCAUAAUAUACUUUCUUUAGUGA